Messenger RNA from Prunus armeniaca (apricot), 1332 nucleotides. NCBI's taxonomy places the organism in Eukaryota, Viridiplantae, Streptophyta, Magnoliopsida, Rosales, Rosaceae. The record is from the annotation of a GenBank genome assembly.
AUGGGGCGUAACCUUUCAAAUCAUUCAGAAUCUCCAGUUGGGGACCCUCCUCGUAGGAGGAGCCCAUCUAGGAAAAGUCCAUCCAGAAUUGAAAGAUCACCUACUCGACAUAGGAGGUCCCACAGGGGUAGUUCUCCACCAAGAGAGAAACAUUCGGGUCACCCUAAGUCUCCAAAGCAUGCAAGGUCCCCCUCUCCUCCUGUUCGCUCUCCUUCUCCUCGGACAAAACGGUUAAGAAGAGCUCAAGCUGGCAGAGAGGCUGUGAAAGAACCUGAAAGAAGUAACGGGAGGGGAACUGAUAGGGGUUUACAGAAGGAAGGGGUUUCAGAGAGAGACGUCGGGAGUGAUAGGAAAGAGAAACGGUCAGGAAGAGACGAUGUUGAUGGUAAAUCAUCAAGACCAAGACAUGGUACUUCUCCAUCAGAUCGACAGCGAAGGAGUAGGCAUAUAUCUCCCUCACCUCAACCUGCUGGUGUUACCAGAGACGUGGAGAAAGUAAUUGAGAAUGACAGUGAAAGGAAUCAUGGCAGAGGGAGUGAUAGAAGAAUGCAAAGGGAAAAGGGUUCAGAUAGAGAAACUGAUAGUGAAAGAGUGGAGAGAAGGUCAGGAAAAGACGGUACUGAUCAUAGGUCUUCAAGAACAAGACACGGGCGAUCUACUUCUCCAUUGGAUCGGGACCACAAGAACAGACAAAGAUCUCUUUCACCUCAACAAGCUGCCAAUACCAGAGCUCGUGAUGAGGUGCCAAAUUCAAGAGAAGAUGAGCAUAGGGAUGAUGAGAAUGAUGCAGUAGCUAUGAUGAAGGCUGCUGAAGAGGCCUUGGAAGCAAAGCAAAAGGAAAAACCUUCGUUUGAGCUAUCUGGAAAGCUUGCUGCAGAAACUAAUAGAGUCAGGGGUAUAACACUUCUAUUCACUGAGCCUCCAGAUGGACGAAAACCUGAUGUAAGAUGGCGGCUUUAUGUUUUUAAGGGCGGUGAAGUGUUAAACGAACCCCUGUACAUACAUCGGCAAAGCUGUUACCUCUUUGGGAGGGAAAGAAGGGUGGCUGACGUCCCUACAGAUCACCCAUCCUGUAGCAAGCAACAUGCUGUUAUACAAUUCAGGCAAGUUGAAAUCGAGCAACCUGAUGGUACACUAUCAAAGAAAGUAAGGCCUUACUUAAUGGACCUUGGAAGCACAAAUAAAACUUUUCUUAAUGAUACUGCAAUUGAACCUCAACGUUAUUAUGAACUAAUGGAAAAGGACACCAUUAGAUUUGGUAAUAGUAGGGCAAUAUUUGAAGAUAAUAAGGUUGUGGAAGGUUCUGAAAGUCAUUCAAAUGUCGACUGGUAA